CCUCAUCGACAGCAAGUGAGAUAAUCCGCCUCGAUCAAUAAUGCACUCGUCUCUUCUCGUCGCUCUUGCGUUGCUGGCGUCUCCCGCCAUGGCCUCACACUACAAAGUGCACCACCACCACCACAUGAAGUUUCGUGAAGUGACAGUCAUCGCGGACAACGCUACGUGCCCCAAUGGCGGCGACGUGUUGCUGUGUCAGAGCGCGUCAUACGCGUGCCAGGACGACGGAACGGGCGCUCAGAAGUGUCUCGAGCGCGACGACUCGUUCCUGGACUCAGUGGAUAGCAGCACUGCGAUGCCUUGGAUGCAGUGCAGCCAAUCAAACGCGUCGCUGCCUUCCAAAUGCCUCUUCGACUUCCAGUGCAUCUGCAUGGACUACGCCAACGUGGACUGCUACUGCUCACCGCCCGAUGCCUGGCGCACGGGUCGCGCUACAGCUGACAACUGCACCACGUCCAGUGGAGAGGUGGGAUCGUGUGAUGAGGGCAAGUACUGCCGCACCAAGGGCUCGUACCAGGAGUGCGCUUCAGCCCCGUAUCUGCCGAGCAGCACGUCGCUCUAUAGCGACUGCUCGGACGACGGUGUGUGCGACUCAGGUCUCACAUGUGAUGACUACGACAACUUCGGUAUCUGCGUUGAGGACGACGGAGAGGACGGAAGCGCCUAGAUCUGUGAAGAGAUCUUUAUGAAUGAGUGAACGUUUAGUGUUUGCAGUUGCAGACCUCAAUUGCAGUGACUCUUCUUAUAUUAAAAAUCGAGCUCGCUAUCUUCCAGCAAAA
Molecule: messenger RNA, 779 nt
Organism: Phytophthora infestans T30-4
Lineage: Eukaryota; Oomycota; Peronosporomycetes; Peronosporales; Peronosporaceae
Exons: 1
Coding region: 41-667 (208 amino acids)
Source: RefSeq, a predicted model, not a curated record